This is a messenger RNA of Oryza brachyantha (malo sina), 1211 nucleotides long. Its product is annotated as 60S ribosomal protein L5-2. Bases 91 to 1002 code for a protein of 303 amino acids. Gene Ontology annotation, molecular function: 5S rRNA binding; structural constituent of ribosome. Lineage: Eukaryota; Viridiplantae; Streptophyta; Magnoliopsida; Poales; Poaceae. The transcript is spliced from 9 exons. The record is from RefSeq and is a predicted model, not a curated record. Gene Ontology annotation, cellular component: ribosome; cytosolic large ribosomal subunit. Gene Ontology annotation, biological process: translation; ribosomal large subunit assembly.
CUUCUCCCACCUCUCCCUCUCCUCGCUCCUCCACCCGCCGCCGCCGCCGCCGCCGCCGCCGCCGCGGAGCAUCCACCGCAGGGGAGCGACAUGGGAGGGUUUGUCAAGACCCAGAAGACCCAUGCCUACUUCAAGCGUUUCCAAGUCAAGUUCAAGAGACGGAGGCAGGGAAAGACUGAUUACAGGGCCAGGAUUAGGCUCACCAAUCAGGAUAAAAACAAGUACAAUACUCCCAAGUACCGGUUUGUUGUGAGAUUUACAAACAAAGAUAUCACAGCUCAGAUCGUUUAUGCUACCAUUGCCGGUGACAUUGUGAUGGCAGCAGCGUAUUCCCAUGAGCUGCCUCGAUAUGGUCUUGAGGCUGGUCUCACGAACUAUGCGGCAGCCUACUGCACUGGCUUGCUCUUGGCUCGCCGUGUGCUCAAGAUCCGUGGUUUGGACCAAGAGUAUGAGGGCAAUGUUGAGGCUACUGGGGAGGACUACUAUGUUGAACCAGCUGAUGAAAGGAGGCCUUUCCGUGCUCUCUUGGACGUUGGUCUCAUUAGGACCACUACUGGAAACCGUGUCUUUGGUGCCCUGAAGGGUGCUUUGGAUGGUGGUCUUGACAUUCCUCACAGUGACAAGAGGUUUGCUGGUUUCAAGAAGGAUGAGAAGAACCUUGAUGCUGAUAUUCACCGCAAGUACAUCUUUGGUGGCCAUGUGGCUGACUACAUGAGGUCUAUGGCGGAGGAAGAACCGGAGAAAUACCAAGCCCACUUCAGUGAGUACCUGAAGAGAGGAAUUGACGCUGAUGGCAUGGAGGCACUCUACAAGAAGGUUCAUGCUGCCAUUCGCGCUGAUCCUACCAUGGCCAAAUCGACCAAGAAGCCACCAACCACCCACAAGAGGUACAACCUUAAGAAGCUGACCUACGAGCAGAGGAAGGCUAGGCUCGUCGAAAGGUUGAAUGCUCUCAACUCCUCUGCUGGUGCUGAUGAUGAUGAGGAAGAGGAUGACGAGUGAAGAGUGUAGCCCAUCACCGUAGUUCUAUCCUUAUGCUGCCAAGCAAACUCCAUAUGGCAUUUAAGUUUACCUGUAGUCUUGCAAGUUGCAACAGGCAUUUUUGUUUAUGUUCUGCACUCUGCGCAUUGAACCUAUUUCCUUCAGUUUUUGGUUGUCAACCUGGAGCUGUCGAUUAUCUUAAUUAUGUGAGGCGUGACUGUUUGGAUAUU